This is a messenger RNA of Miscanthus lutarioriparius, 1485 nucleotides long. Lineage: Eukaryota; Viridiplantae; Streptophyta; Magnoliopsida; Poales; Poaceae. The record is from the annotation of a GenBank genome assembly.
AUGGAAAGUUUCCUUUCUGCAGUCCUCGGUGAGCUGAUGACUCGAUCCAUAAAUUUCAUCAUCAGCAAGUGCUCGAAGCCGCCAGCACUGGUUGUGGAGGAAAGCCUACAAAGGGCUCUUCUUCGGGCACAGGUCAUCAUCGAGGAGGCCAUGGGACGGCACAUCACAAAUCAAUCUAUGAUCCACCAGCUUGACAUGUUGAGAGACGCCAUGCACCAAGGCUAUUAUGCACAUGAUGCCUUCAGGUACCAGCCUUACUAUGUAGAAGAGGAUGGCAAAGAUCAAGCUGUGAAUUACUUUAUCUCCGUAUCCAAGGUACCCUCUCCAAUGGAACCCUAUUUCUCUGGUCAAACUGCAAGAUUCCUUCAACAACUACGAGAGGCACUUGACAGAUUGAGCUCCAUGAUUGUUGAUCUGAAUGAGUUGGUCAUGUUCUUGAUGAGCUAUCCUUGCCUGUAUCGCCAGCCUUACAGCAUGCAUAUCGUUCUGGGCAACUGCAUGUUUGAUCGCCAGAUGGAAGCAGAACUUAUCAUUAAAUUCCUUUUGCACACAAAACCUCACAGUUCUGAAGAAUCGGAGGUCCUACCACUUGUUGGUCCAUUCAGAGUCGGUAAGAGUACCCUAAUUGCUCAUGUUUGCAAGGAUGAAAGAGUCCGUGAUUAUUUCUCCGAAAUCUUGUGGCUGCACGACUGUGAUUUUACAGAUGGUGAGCUAACUUUCAGACAGGGAUGUGCAACGAAACAUCAAAAUCAUUUGUCAAACUUGAAGAAAGGCAAGAGAUUGCUAGUUGUUAUUGAACUAUAUGAAAAUCUCUGUGAAGAUGCAUGGAAUAGGUUUUAUCUUGCUUCCAAACGUAGCUUUCUUAGUGGUAGUAAAAUAAUAGUCACAAGCUGUUCAGACAUGAUUGUAAUGUUUGGAACAACACCAGCUCUAACUCUGAAGUACCUGUCCCCUGAGGCUUACUGGUAUUUCUUCAAGACACUUACAUUUGGAAGCAUGGAUCCCGAGAUGCACCCUAGGCUUGCACAACUGGCCAUGGAGAUAGCCAGACUGCAGCAUCGUUCAAUUAAUAGUGCAUAUAUCAUCUCUUGUUUGUUGAAGGACAAUUUUAGCAUACACUUUUGGUGUAAGGUUCUGGGCUUCAUGAGAGGGUUCAUCCAGACGUGUGUCUCCAAAUUCGGCGUGCAUCCAUUUGAUCUUCUAAACCAAAACAAACCUGUACAGCUUCGAAGAAUGGCUGCACCUUCUGAAGAUUUCAUGAUUUGUCAUCAUUAUCACCUCUCAACUGAAGAGGAGGUUCUAGAGAUAAGAAUCCAAGAUGUGAUGUAUGGAAGCAUUAAGAAACAAGGAAAAAUUGAGGUCCUAGUAUGGAGAUCUCAGAUACCCCCCUACUACAGCUAUGUCAAUGUUUGUGAGAUUCGAGAGCGAAAAAUUACAGGUGCAAAGAGGAAGCACUGGAUGAAAGAUGGACCCACAUUCUGUUAA